GGAGCAGGGGAGUGGAGUGCGAGAGACAGGGGACGGGCACCCCGCUCCAACUCCGCCCCAUUGCCAUCCUUACACAUCACUAUGAUGACCAAACACCAAAAGCCAAUAGAGCUUCCAUCUUCUUCCUCCCCUGCUGAUGUCCAUCUCUCUUCCUCUUUUUGAAUAAUUCUUCUGAUUCAAUCCUUAAGAAAUCCUUGAAUCCAAAUCACUUAACAAAUCCCUUCAUUCAUAUGAUCUAAAGUCGAGAAAAAAGUUGAAAAAAGAAAGAGAAGAAAGAACAAGGAGAAGGGGAAAAAGAUGAUUCGAUUACUGUUUAGUUUGAUAUUCGCAGAGAUGGCCUUGAUCGUGAUCUUCGUCUUUAAAACCCCCUUGAGGAAGUUGGUGAUAAUGGGCAUCGAUCGGGUCAAAAGGGGUCGCGGUCCAACCGUAGUCAAGGCUGUUGCCGGGACCCUUUUUGUGGUUAUGAUGUCCAGCGGCUACAAUGCGGUGGCGAUCCACAACCGUUGGUCUCAAGAUGCCGAUAUAAAUCCGACGGAUCAGAUUCUUUUUGCGAACUACCUACUUGAAGCCUCUCUUAUGGGGUUUUCCCUUUUCCUUGCAUUCAUGAUUGACAGGCUACACCAUUAUAUCAGAGAACUGCGGAUACGAAGGAAAAGUAUGGAAGCUGGAAAGAAACAAAACCGGAUUUCUGAUGAUGGGAAGAAUGGUGACUUUAAAGCAUUGGAAGAAGAAUCAGCUGCAUUGCGGGCAAAGGUUAAGAACUUGGAAGCAGAGCUUGAUGAAAAGACUAAAGAAGCAAGUAGUGCUGAAGCCAAUAAAUUGGCUUUGAAAAAGCAAUCAGAAGGUUUUCUCCUUGAAUAUGACCGGUUGCUUGAGGAAAAUCAAAGCCUUCGAAGUCAGUUGCAAUCCUUGGAUAGGAGAAUCUCACACUCAGAUAGCAAGAAGAUUAUGUAACAAACAAUGACUAAAGCUAUUCCUUGAGUAUCUAAUAGUUUCUACAUUUCUUACAGCUUUUUGCUAUAGGUUCCCUGACACUUGAAAAAGCCGGGAGACAGGUUGAAAGGGGAAGACAUUGAAUGAGUUGGAUCUUUGGUGUUGUCACACUAGCUAAUUUUUCUAGACAAAUGAGUCAGUACUGGUUGCGUUCUUUCUUUCUGAAAGACUGAUUCAUUGUUUUGUAUUGCUCUUAGUUAGACUUGAGAAAAUUUGAUCACUAUGGCAAGAAAGCUAGGAUUCAAGACUUUGUCAUGGGUCCUAUUUCACAAAUUGGAUUAGGCGUGACAAUACGACCAGGAAUUGAGAAUUCUGUUGGUAUUGAUAAUCUUCUUCUCUUUGGAUUUUCUGAUUGGAAAUUCUGGAUUGAUUCUAUUUGAUAUCUGAAUGGAAAACAAUGAAGGGAGAUAACUGGUGUAUCUACCAUGUUAUUCCCUUGACCAGAUGUCUUAAUGUAA
Molecule: messenger RNA, 1451 nt
Organism: Coffea eugenioides
Lineage: Eukaryota; Viridiplantae; Streptophyta; Magnoliopsida; Gentianales; Rubiaceae
Product: B-cell receptor-associated protein 31
Exons: 2
Coding region: 298-954 (218 amino acids)
Biological process (GO): intracellular protein transport; endoplasmic reticulum to Golgi vesicle-mediated transport
Cellular component (GO): endoplasmic reticulum; endoplasmic reticulum membrane
Source: RefSeq, a predicted model, not a curated record